AUCAAAUAAUUAACCCUUUUAUUUUUCUUCUUCUUCUCAUUAUUAUUAUCAUUAUGUAUGUAGUGUUGGGAGAAGAUGGUGAUAUUUGUGGAAAAACGGUCUGUUGAUUCAAAACCAAGCAGUAGCGAUGGUUCGGGUUCUUCUAGUCCAAAGGAGCCAUAUCAGAUUUAUAAGGAGAAGGUCGACAUAUCUAGAGUGCCUAGGAUUUUUCUUGAAUAUGAUGAUGGUCUUGGAGAAGAAGGGGAGGAAGAGGAUGGUGUCUACCUGUUUCCUGGAAACGAUGUCGAACUUUUAGAUAUGACUCCGAGACCGAUGAUGUUGCCUCGGGUGGUUGGUAUUUCCAAGCCUUCUGAGAUUUAUCUUGUAGAUGUGAAAGCUGACAGUUGUACAGUGGAGGAGUGCCUCGAACUGCUGAAAAGAAUUGGCUGUGACAACAAAUUUAUCACCAAUUCGGUGGAAAGUGCACGUCUUUUCUAUGCUGAGUUGAACGAGGAUGAGGCUGUCAAGCUCAAAGGUUUGAAUGAAAUUGACGAAGUAUAUCGGCGUAGGGAUCUUCUGUUUGACUUGUAGCAAGACAAAGUUAAUGUGGCUUAGCAGGAUUGGCAAAGUCUUAAGUUAUUGGUUUCUUUACAUAUUCUGAAGUAAUUAAAUGAUGCCUGCAGGGCUAACUCUGGUGGUCAAACUUAUAUAAGGUAUAAAAUUUUGAUUGGCAUGUCUUUGUUAAGCUUGUAUAAACCUUACUAUGGCAGAGAAACGGGAACCUGCAUGGCUUUAUGUAUGCGUACGCUUAUUAUUGA
Daucus carota subsp. sativus is the source of this 797-nucleotide messenger RNA. RefSeq lists its product as uncharacterized. The transcript is spliced from 7 exons. Lineage: Eukaryota; Viridiplantae; Streptophyta; Magnoliopsida; Apiales; Apiaceae. The coding region runs from base 76 to 570 and encodes 164 amino acids. The record is from RefSeq and is a predicted model, not a curated record.